UUUGUAAUAAGUGGGAGAUUAGAAUGUAUGGGAUAAUAAUGUAGGUGAUGGGAUAGGUUGAAAGGAUAGGUUGAAACUUGGGAUAAAUUGGAGUUGAGAUAUUAUAGGCAGUGGAUGUAUGUUGAAGGGAUAAGACAGAUAUGGGAUAGUCAAUUCAAUGUCCGCUACCUUGGUCAGCUAGAAUUAAAAGAAUCAGAACUAGAAGGAGUAGAAACUAGUCAAGCAAGUUUAAAUAAUGCAAUAACUCGUUUACGAAAUGAAGUUGGGAAAGAAGCUAUUUUGGCGAUUUUACCUGAUGGGGUAGAAGUACAAAAAAAGAAUGGAGAGAUAAAGGAUGGAGGAGAAAGGGAAUUGGAAUUCACUUUUGUUGCUCUGGACAAAGGCCGUUUGCUUUGUCAUGUAUUCCGGUGCGAUCAACCUGCUAAUGCGGUGGCAGAGGCUUUGGGGAAUGUUUGUAAUACUUUAAUAAGACAAAGAAGCCAGCCAAGGCCUAGUUCACUUAAUGGUGGUUUAAGAAGAAUAACACGACAAUCAACCCCUAUACUUCCCUCGCCAAUUGAAGAGCAGAAAAAAAUUAUUCGUUGCCAUUUUAUUGGAGUAACUCAAGUACCCCGCGCUACCGGAAUAGAAAUGCUCAAUGAAGCAGUUGAUCGACUAUUAAAAGAAGUACAAAAAGAACGCUGGACUCUUGUAGAUGUCCACAUAUCUCCCUCAGUUAUAGCUAUAUUUGAAGCUAAAGGUGUUAAAAGGCAAAUUGCUUCAUGUCGUGUUCGUUACCUCUCCUUUUUGGGAAUUGGAAGGGAUACAAAGCACUGCGCUUUCAUAGUAGCUCAAUCCGCUGAUCAUUUUAUUUGUUAUGUCUUCCAUACCGAACCUUCAGCAAAUUCACUAGCAAAGACAAUUGAGGCAGCUUGUAAACUGCGCUAUCAGGCAAAUGCACACUUAACUAGCCCCAACGACCCUUUAUCCCGCUCAAUGCCAACGUUGGAUGAAUGGAACCAAACUCAACGAGGCACUCGUUUCUAG
Meloidogyne enterolobii is the source of this 1026-nucleotide messenger RNA. NCBI's taxonomy places the organism in Eukaryota, Metazoa, Nematoda, Chromadorea, Rhabditida, Meloidogynidae. The record is from the annotation of a GenBank genome assembly.